UUUUUUUUUUAAUUUUAAUAUGUUAUAAAUAGGGUAGUGUGAGGAGGUACUGCUCAGUCUGCCAGUGCUCUAAACUCACUAUGCAACCUUGCUGCCUGCUCCUAACGCUUAGCCUCCUGGCUGCUGCCCCAUCCUUAUUAUGGGCAUGCCCUGCCAAUUGCCACUGCCACGGAGGGGACCUUCAGCAUGUUAUCUGUGACACUGCAGGGCUGACCGCGCUCCCCAAGGUAUCAGAGCAAACUCGCCUGUUAAACCUACAGAGGAAUAACUUUCCAGUGCUCGCCCCCAACUCUUUCAAGGAGAUGAAGGGAUUAGUCUCCUUGCACAUGCAGCACUGCCAGAUUCGGGAGGUCUCCAGUGGUGCUUUUCGAGGUCUCAAGAGAUUGGUCUACCUCUACCUGUCCAACAAUGAAAUAAGCGUUCUAGGCACUGGAGCAUUCGACGAGUUGUCUGAACUCACCUAUCUCUAUAUGGACCAUAACAAGAUCAUUGAUCUUCCCAAAGGACUCUUUUCACCUCUCUUAAACCUGUUUAUUCUGCAGCUCAGCAACAACAAAGUGCGCGAUCUGAAACCAGGAACCUUCACAGGGGCUAAGGACCUCCGCUGGCUCUACCUGUCUGACAACGAGAUCACUAACAUGCAGUCAGGUUCUCUGGAUGAAGUGGAAAACCUUGCCAUCUUCCACAUGGAUGGCAACCAGUUAAGCUCCUACCCACUGGCUGCCAUUAGCAAGCUGAGAGUAGUAGAAGAUCUGAAGAUAUCCAGGAACCCCAUUAAGGUCAUCCCAGAUUUUGCCUUUCAGUCCUUCGGGCGUUAUAUGGAGUCUCUGUCCAUGGAAAAUAUGGGUGUGGAGAAGUUUUCAGACAAAACAUUUGAGGGAGUCAAAACUCUGAAGACGCUGAACAUCGAGGGCAACAAAUUAAGUCAACUUCCUGCCAAUGUCCCAUACUCCUCCCUACAGAGCCUGGCCAUAGCUAAUAACCCGUGGCACUGCACUUGCCAGCUGGCAGCCCUGCGGAGGUGGAUAGAUGGGAGCCGCUCUCGUCCAAAUGCCACCUGUGCCAGCCCGUCACAAUACCGUGGGCAGCAGCUGAAAGACACCGGGGCUUUCCGUUCCUGUAAGCAGCCUGUUAAGAAACUGCGGAAGACUGAGCGUCAUUAAAGGCACCUAAUGAGCAGUCUUGGUGACUGACUGUUGACCAGAAAAACUAUUGACCAGAAAAACUACUGACCUCUAAGACCAGCCAGAAGCUCCAAGCAAAGUCUGGACGCAUCUUCUAUCCCUAGGUUUCCUUCAGUCUCUGGUGUUUUGCCUCAUGUAGUCUGCUAAUAUAAUAUAUAAUAUAUAUAUAUAAUAUACUGAAUAUAAAAAAAACAUUGCAUCACGCCCUUUCCAAAAGCCUUUUUCCUUCAAUAUCACUUGUCCAAACCUACCAGAUUCAGAUUGAUACCAGAAUUGUAAUUUCCAUUAAAUUGUUUAUUUUCUUAUAUAAAUUUGGAUGUAUAUAAACAUGUUGGCUGCAA
Molecule: messenger RNA, 1525 nt
Organism: Xenopus laevis (African clawed frog)
Lineage: Eukaryota; Metazoa; Chordata; Amphibia; Anura; Pipidae
Gene: chad.S
Product: chondroadherin S homeolog
Exons: 4
Coding region: 81-1163 (360 amino acids)
Cellular component (GO): plasma membrane
Source: RefSeq, a predicted model, not a curated record